AUGCCCCGCUGCUUGAUGGCGAAAAAGUUCAAGGCCUACCCGUGGCCGGACCGGGUCGAGGAACCACAGGCCCCAAGUUCCGGCCGCUCGCCCACUCCGCCGUCCCCUCCGCCGCCACCCCAGGUCAUCGUCGAGGUCCUCGAGGAGGACGAAGAAAUCGACGUGGUCGGUGACAACGGUGGUGCCACAACCGCCUCGCCGAGUCCGGCCGGAGCCGGCAGUGGAACCAGCACCGCCGCCAGCACCUGUUGGGGCCCGUCCUCGCCGACGGCCGGCGCUACGGCACCGAGUCCACCGCCGCACUCGCCGGAAGCGGCCACCCGGGAUGCGUCCUCGUCCUCGUCCGCGUCGUCGCCGUCCUCGUCUUCGACGAUCCUGUACAACGAACAGCAACAAUGA
Molecule: messenger RNA, 399 nt
Organism: Culex pipiens pallens (northern house mosquito)
Lineage: Eukaryota; Metazoa; Arthropoda; Insecta; Diptera; Culicidae
Exons: 2
Coding region: 1-399 (132 amino acids)
Source: RefSeq, a predicted model, not a curated record